CUUUUAUGUCGGUGUUGUAAAGAUGAGCAGAAGGAGAGGCUGCCUCUGACGAAGCAACAUGGAGUCCAGCACACGGCUUCAGGCGAGUCUGAUUUUGUUGGUUUCCGUUACCUGCAGCUUCGGACAACAAAUCAGGAACGGACCCGCUCUGAAAAUGGACCAGGCUCUGCUCACGUUUCACAACCAGCUGAACGAACAGUUGCACGUUUUCUACACGACAGAUUUCUGCUACAAGUGUGUGCAGCAGCACUUGGUGUCCGUGCAGACAGACAACAGCAACUCCUCUGCAACAAUCAGCACUAAGUUCACCCUGACUCUGCAGGUGGAGGGGCAGAACCGGAGCGAACCUCUCUGCAGGUGGAGUCAGACUUAUGAAGAAGGGGGUCGUUACUCCGUUUGGAUCCAGGCGCCGGUGGCGUUCACUCAUCCAGUCUGCAGUUUUUCUGUGGACAAGAGUCCAAACAACGCUCAUCUGCCUCUUCUGGUGGUCGCGUUCCUUUUGGCCAUAACGGCCCUCUUGUUUGUCGUGGUACCGUACGUCUACAGGAGACGUUGCACAAAGUGUCGUAAAACCCUCUGCUGCCAAGAUCCACAGUACUCCGUAGAUAACGAUGAUGGUGAAACUGCAGAAAGUCCCGGUAAAGCCAAACCGUCUCGCCUGCUCUCUCUGGACACUUUCCGAGGGUUUGCCCUCACGGUCAUGGUGUUUGUGAAUUAUGGCGGAGGAGGAUACUGGUUCCUUCAGCACGCACCUUGGAACGGUCUGACUGUGGCGGACCUCGUCAUGCCGUGGUUCGUCUUCAUCAUGGGGACGUCGGUGGUUUUGGCUUUCAGCUCCAUGCAGAGGAGAGGAGUCAGCCGCCUGCAGCUGCUGCGGAAGGUCACCUGGAGAACCGCCGUCCUGAUGCUGCUCGGCUUCUGUUUCCUCAACUACUCUCCACGAGACGGACCACUGUCCUGGUCCUGGCUGCGGAUCCCCGGAGUGCUGCAGCGUCUGGGCUUCACCUACUUUGUUCUGUCUCUCCUGCAGACUUUCUGGGGCCAGACAGAAAUCCCAGAGAGAGAGGGAACCUCUGCAGCCGCCCUCUGUAAGUGCACACGAGACGGAGGAUUUAUUCCUGUCAAUAAAAACCUUUGGUCGCUGUCGUACGUGAUGUGCAUGGGUUGCUUCUCCUUCCUGCUGCUCGGAGGCAUGUACCUCAUCAUCGACGUGAAAGGCUGGUGGAGCGGACAGCCCUUCAUCAAUCCAGGAACGAACUCCAUCUUGGUGUACGUCGGCCACUCGCUCCUCGGGUUCUACUUUCCCUUCAGCUGGGAAAUCCGCUUCCAGGAGAGCCACUGGGAGCUGCUGCUGCAGAACCUGUGGGGAACCGCGCUGUGGGUGCUCGUGUCCUACCUGCUGUACAGGAAGAAGUUCUUCCUCAAAAUAUAAUCUGGAUCACCGGACCCAACGUUCUGCCGUUACUAAAACCUUCCUGUUG
Molecule: messenger RNA, 1481 nt
Organism: Nematolebias whitei (Rio pearlfish)
Lineage: Eukaryota; Metazoa; Chordata; Actinopteri; Cyprinodontiformes; Rivulidae
Exons: 14
Coding region: 59-1432 (457 amino acids)
Source: RefSeq, a predicted model, not a curated record